This is a messenger RNA of Podospora bellae-mahoneyi, 483 nucleotides long. RefSeq lists its product as uncharacterized. The coding region runs from base 1 to 483 and encodes 160 amino acids. The record is from RefSeq and is a predicted model, not a curated record. The transcript has 4 exons. Lineage: Eukaryota; Fungi; Ascomycota; Sordariomycetes; Sordariales; Podosporaceae.
AUGCCACAAGAGGAAGUGGAGGAGGAGGAGGAGAAGAAGGAGGAGGAAGAGCCGGCGACAUGUCGCUGGCAGCAUGUGAUGAGGAGGAUCAACAGUUGGUAUGGUUCUCUGGCUUCUUCUCCGGACUCGCGGGCUGUUAUAAGAGUGCGGGUGUCCCCCCCCGAUCGACUCGACAUCAACAAACAAACAAACGGAGGAGGGAAGCAUUUGACCCGACAGUUUGGACAGGUGUGGGGAGCGAACGCGAAAACAAAGGUUGCCAAUGCCGGGGCGGGGAGAGGGGGGUGGAAGCCGAGGUACAGGUUUUUGGUGGUGGUGUUGGUGGUUGUUGGUGGUGACGGUGGUAGUGGUGGCAGGAAGAAGGUUCUUGGCGGGCAUAGCAAUGUUGACAUGGCUGCUGGGUUUCACCAUGACGUGCGGAUCUCGCCAUGUCUGCCUGGGGUAGUGGGAGUGUUUUGGGAUGGGAGGGGAAUCAUUGGAUGA